GUAGAAGAUUGUCCCCCGGUGCACACCGUACGUCAUCUCAGUUCCACAAUACUCUGAAACGUUAGCACCAUUAGCAGGAAACAAUUGAAGCUAUCGGGGAGAGGAAAGUCUGUCUCUCGUCCUGCUCAGCUCCUUCGCUUGACUAUAGCUUGGUUUGAGCAUUUUAAUUGGCACCGACUGCUGACUUCUCUACAACUGUCAAUAUGGUCAACGUACACAAAGGUGUCCUUGUUGAAUGUGAUCCUGCCAUGAAACAGUUCCUCCUCUACCUGGACGAAAAAAUGGCCCUAGGAAAGAAGUUCAUCCUCAAGGACCUUGACGACACACACGUCUUUAUCCUGGCAGAGGUGGUUCAAACCCUGCAAGAGAGAGUUGGCGAGUUAAUGGACCAAAAUUCAUUCCCUAUCACACAGAAAUAACACUCAGCUAUUUCAAUGAACUUUUUUCCCUGGGACUUAGGUUAGUUUAAGAGUUUGUCUUUAAACAAACAUGGUUUGCAAUGUUUUGACUGUAGACUGUAAUGGAGCAGUUGCUCAUUUUUUGCUAAAAUAAUGUAAAUAAAAAAAUAAGUAAUUUUUUUUUUUUUUAGUUCUUGCAAUCCAUUAAUUCUGUCCAUUGUGAAAGUUGAGUAUAUUGAAUUGUUUGUGGGUUGGUUUAAAGUGCUGGCUUGAGUUGCCAUUUUUACAUCUGCAUAUGUUUUUUUUUUAAUGGAGGGCUGAUGAAAGCAUAGAUGAUCAGAGAACCAAAAUAAAGAGCUUUGAUGAGACAAACAUGCAUAGAG
This is a messenger RNA of Epinephelus moara (kelp grouper), 781 nucleotides long. RefSeq names its product general transcription factor IIH, polypeptide 5 (gene gtf2h5). The transcript is spliced from 3 exons. NCBI's taxonomy places the organism in Eukaryota, Metazoa, Chordata, Actinopteri, Perciformes, Serranidae. Gene Ontology annotation, biological process: transcription by RNA polymerase II; nucleotide-excision repair, preincision complex assembly; transcription initiation at RNA polymerase II promoter. Gene Ontology annotation, cellular component: transcription factor TFIIH holo complex; transcription factor TFIIH core complex. The coding region runs from base 204 to 419 and encodes 71 amino acids. The record is from RefSeq and is a predicted model, not a curated record.